Molecule: messenger RNA, 648 nt
Organism: Durusdinium trenchii
Lineage: Eukaryota; Dinophyceae; Suessiales; Symbiodiniaceae
Source: the annotation of a GenBank genome assembly
AUGCGCCAAAUCCUGCAGGCAGAGAACGGGCAAGGCUUAGUGCCGUGGGGGUUGUCCAACACCGGCACCGCGAGAUUUAGCAACAGUCACAUCACCUUUGGCGCCAUGGGCGAUUCUUACUAUGAAUACCUGCUGAAGUUGUAUAUCCAGUCGGACAAGACUGAACCUGAGUGGAAGGAAGCAUGGAAGAGAGCGAUGAACAAAGCGUUCCAGCGCUUGAUUUUCACCACUAAAGGUGGUUUGACUUACAUCGCCGAAGAGAAAAACGGUGGUAUGCUCAUCUAUGGCGCGCGGGAGUUGAAGCCAGAGGAGGUUGACUCGCGCUGGGAGAAGACUGCCGCGGGCAUCACGGAGACCUGCUAUGAGAUGUACAAGCGCCAGCCGACCCAUUUGGCCCCGGAAGCGACGCGCUUCAAUCCCCAGGGAGCACAGGGUUCAGAUAUGAGUACCUGGAACAAUGCUGGGCAGUAUUUGCUACGGCCAGAGGCUGCGGAGUCCAUUUUCUACAUGUUCUACUACACUGGCGAUCCAAAGUAUCGACGCUGGGCAGGAGAACUGCAUGUUCCUAAUCUGAUUGCGUUGCUUUGGCAAUACUUCACCCAGUGGGCCAACCAAGCAACAGUUGUUGAUACUUCCCAUGCUUUAUGA